Penicillium antarcticum is the source of this 2109-nucleotide messenger RNA. Its product is annotated as 6-phosphofructo-2-kinase PFK26. Gene Ontology annotation, biological process: fructose 2,6-bisphosphate metabolic process; fructose metabolic process. The transcript has 2 exons. Gene Ontology annotation, molecular function: ATP binding; 6-phosphofructo-2-kinase activity. Gene Ontology annotation, cellular component: cytosol. Bases 1 to 2109 code for a protein of 702 amino acids. The record is from RefSeq and is a predicted model, not a curated record. Lineage: Eukaryota; Fungi; Ascomycota; Eurotiomycetes; Eurotiales; Aspergillaceae.
AUGGCGCAACAUUCCAACAUCGCCCGGUCGGCUAUCAUGAUGUCGGCCACCUCGCCUGACGUUGGAGAUCAAAAGAAUAAUACUCGGCCCAACGGCGCCACGUCCACCGGGAAUGGCUCGGGAUCGGGAAAAGAAGGAGCCCUGCUGCCUCCGAAAACUGUGGUCAAUCGAGCGCUAGGCAAUGACUUGCAUUCCGAAUCUUCACAGCCGCCCAAGGGUGGAGUCGGAAACACUCUGGCUGACACUCCGGUUUCUACCGCACCCCCGUCUCCACAGAUACUUGGCACUCCUCAGCCUGGCGGAACCCCUAGUCGGGUUCGAGCAACCACUCUUGAUAUCCCCGGAUUGACCAAGUCCAAGGUGUCUCCAGAUGGACGUAUUGCCCAACGUGAUGUCGGCGCAAAGCUGGUCAUUGUCAUGGUCGGCCUUCCGGCUCGAGGCAAGAGUUAUAUCACCAAGAAAUUGGCCCGCUACUUGAACUGGCUCCAACACGACACCGAAAUCUUCAACGUUGGUCAGCGUCGUCGUGUGGCUGCUGGAAAGUCACCGUCGCCAGCCCCUCUUGGCCGCAACCGCAAGCCAAGCGCUAUUCACAAUGAUCUCAUUGACUCAGUGCGUCGAUUGAGUGUCAGCGUUGGCUCUACCUUGAACUCGUCCGAGACCGCCGAACCUAUCAACGAGGCACCACUCCCCCCUCCGGUCCUUCCCGCCAAGAUUCUUGUCAACGGAGAGGAACCAGAGCAUGUCUCUCAAAAUGGAAGCACCGUGGUGCCCUCGAUUGAUGCAGGCCCUGGCCAAUCCCACGAGAAUGAAGAAGCUAUCCACGAAGCUUCUCCCGAGCCAAUUGAUCAGACUGCAAAUUUCUUUGACCCUCAGAACCAGCUUGCUGUCAAGAUGAGAGAGCAAGUGGCGCUUGACACUCUUGAUGAGUUGCUCGAUUACAUUCUGGACGAUGGUGGCAGCAUCGGUAUCCUCGAUGCUACCAACAGCACCAUGGAGCGCCGCAAGGCAAUUGUUGACCACAUUCGCAACCGUGCUGGUCCCGAGUUGAACAUUCUAUUCCUUGAGAGUAGCUGUGUGGACCCGGAUCUCCUUGAGGCUAAUAUGCGCUUGAAGCUUUCUGGUCCAGACUACAAGGGCCAGGACCCUACUGAGGCUCUGGUCGACUUUAAGAAGCGUGUGGCUCUCUAUGAGAAGUCUUAUGUGCCCCUGGGCGAUUACGAGGAAAGGAAUCGCAUGGCCUAUAUCCAGAUGAUUGAUGUCGGUCGUAAAGUGGUCGCCCACCAGACCCAUGGAUUCCUCUCUUCUCAAGUUGUCUACUACUUGCUCAACUUCAACCUCUCCCCGCGCCAGAUUUGGAUCACACGGCACGGCGAGAGUCUGGAUGACGCUGCUGGCCGCAUUGGUGGCGAUUCCGAUCUCAGUGAGAAUGGCAAACGGUACGCGAAGGCGCUGGCUCGCUUCGUUGACCAUCAGCGCCAACAAUGGGAAUCAUACCAGCGGCAGAAGGACCUUCUGAAGCACUUCCCACCGCGCCCUGGUGACAGCACACCUCCCAACCCAUCUUAUAUCCCGCGAGAGGGACCUCGCAACUUCUGUGUUUGGUCUUCUAUGAUGCAACGCUCCGUUCAAACCGCCGAAUACUUCAAUGAAGAUGAAUACGAUGUCAAGCAGAUGAGGAUGCUGGACGAAAUCCACUCCGGCAAGAUGGAGGGCAUGACCUACAAGGAAAUCCAGGAGCAGUACCCCGAGGAGUAUGCCCACCGAAAGAAGGACAAGCUCUUCUAUCGCUACCCCGGACCUGGUGGAGAAAGCUAUCUCGACAUUAUCAACCGAACUCGCGCCGUCAUUGUCGAGGUUGAGCGUACCACCGACCAUGUGUUGCUCGUCAGUCACCGAUCUGUUGCCCGCGUGCUCCUGGCUUACUUCCGUGGCCUGAAGCGUGAUGAGGUUGCUGACCUCGACGUCCCAAUGGGCGUGCUUUACAUGCUGGAACCGAAGCCUUAUGGGGUUGACUUCAAGGCGUAUCGCUACAACCCUGAGAGUGAUUGGUUCGACUAUCUCCCAAAUUACGAACUGCAUCAAGUCCGUUCGCAGACGACUCAUUAG